AUGGGAUUCUCUCUGCUCACGUGGCAUGGAAUGUCCUUGAAGUCUGGCGAUAAAAUAAAUGAGAUUUAUCAAGAAGAACCUAAGUGUGAACUUGAAUAUGAAGUCUCGUCCGCAGAACCAUGGGACGACACAGAUGGAUGGAUGUCUGCAGAUGAACCUGUUUCAACCACAAGGACUGGGGAACCAUCUGCAAGCUAUAUUGGAUUUACGGGGACACCCGAAGCACUUGAACCUGAUAGAAAUUCAAAGCCUGAUGAGGGUAAGACUGGUGAUUUUGAGGAUCUGGAAAUGUUGAUGUCUAAGAUUGGGAACAUGCGUAGCAGUUUGAUGUUAAUGCCCGAUUUCCAAAGGAAGGAAAUCACUGUAAAACUGGCCAUGAAAAUGGUUGUAAUGUUUGGAGAUGGCAAUGGAGGUGAAGAGGGAUUUGAUUGA
Molecule: messenger RNA, 432 nt
Organism: Fraxinus pennsylvanica
Lineage: Eukaryota; Viridiplantae; Streptophyta; Magnoliopsida; Lamiales; Oleaceae
Source: the annotation of a GenBank genome assembly